UCUUUCGGUGAAGGAUCAUGCAGAGUUUCUUGAGAAGCAGAUCAACCUCAUGACCAAGAGUUGAUGCUGCCCGGCUUGAUACCUUUAGUACGCGAACGACACUGGCUCCGAAAACCACUCUUCGUCACCUCUCAAUAUUCGUUCAGACUUUCAUAGUCCUCCAUUGUAUUGUCACUGUGACUUUGGAAACCGAUCAGCUUUGCAAUAUGGCGGAGCUCCACCAAGACCAGCGAUCCGUAUCCGGAACAAGCGAGGGAAGUGCAGGUACUCAUACGUCCUCCUCCUCAUCAAAUCCAGAUCUCGCUCGAGUUUUCGUGCAACUCGUGAAUGGGAUGAAAAUUGUUGUGCCUGUUCCACAAAGCUCAACCGUCCACGGACUUCACGCUCAAGCAUUGCACAGGGCUGCGAGGCUCGGCGUCAACGCAACCUUGGACAACUCUCUUCUUCAGACGAUUGGCAGAAAUCCAGUUGUGCUAUUUGGAGAAGACUCCCUCAUUGAGGUUCUUGAUCUUACCGAAGACAACACCUUUUCCCUCGGGUCGCUAGACAACCCCACAACUACUGCUGUCGACACAGACAGAGAACUUAGAGCGACAAACCUGGGUGCUACGCUACCACAGCCACGCUCUGGAAGACUAGGGCUACGCGAUCGAAUCUCAUCGCGACACCAGAGAGACGACCUGGUGUAUGUACGAUGGAUUACUCUCGAAGUUGUGUUAAACAACUCUCGACUUCGGAAAAUCCCUGUUGACAGCAUCCCUAUUGCACGCGAUACUACCUUGACCGAAUUUCAUCGCAUUGCAGUUGAGCGACUGUGUGGUACCACUCCUCAAGGCUCCUGCAUUCUCCCUCGGAAAUUAAAUCUUUUCUUGAGAGAGUGUAAAUUGCACGCCGAAAACAAUUUGGCAACACUGGAAGAUAUGGGCGCGAUAGGAAACGAGCAUGAACCUCUGGAUGUCUUUGUCGAGCUUACCGGACCCGAGUCCAGAGAAUCUCUCAGCCAAUUAUCAUUAUCGACCGAUCCAAAACGCCUCUGGAGUUUUGAUUCCACUACUAGAGGAAUGAGCACGUUCAUCACCAGCAUCCAGAUGCUGCUCGAAGAAAUCGAACGCGGGCAUUGCUCCUUGGAUGAGGUUCUAGAAGUUCUUCUAGAACUCACACACUUUCCUCCUCUACUUCUGGCUUUUCAGUCUGUUCACGAAACGGGCAUUGGUAAUAUGACACCUAUCGGUCCACUUCUCCUGGUGGCAUCUGCAUUCCAUGCCCUGUGCCACAGAAUGGUUCCGUCCAAAAUUUAUCGCUCCACGGACAAUUUGCUUGAAGCCUCUCGCCAGGUGGUGUUCUGGAUCUAUUCCAUGCGUUCUGAGGCAUCUCUAUCUCGAGGUAGCAGUAGGCCAAUGAUUCACAGAGCACAAAUCCAAUCAUAUCGAGAUAACGUUCAAUACAUGCCACAAUUUAUGCCCUUUCAUGAAUUGAAUGUGCGAACAGGAUCCAACCCAGGGACAGGAAAGCUUUUGGUGAGCAUAGAAAGAGGAGGGAGUGCACUGUGUCAGCGACUUGGUAUCGCUUUGCACCAAAACCCCUCUGUGCCAUGGGACUUUUACCUUCAACCAAUCGACGAUUGGUAUAUCUUGUGGGACCACAAAAUUAUCCCAAUGCUCCAUCCAAAUGAGUUUGACAGUCUAAUAGAGACUACAAAUUCAAUGAAUGCCUUCAGGAUGGUUGGUCCAUUGCAGCUUGGGGCUUGCUUAGCCGCCGAACUUCCAGUCAUAACCCUGAGCUCUAGAGGAUAUGUCUCCAAGUAUGAUCACGAAGACAUGGAAUGCAGUGAGAGGAGCUUCGUUACGUGGAACCCGAUUGAGGGGAGGGAAAAGCUACCGGGCAAUCCAGGCCAGUUCUUGUCGCAGAAGCUGGAUCCCAUACUUGCCGAACGCAAAAAGUUAGGCAAUUGGGAAUUGGAUGCUUGGCCUGAGUGGUCCAAGACUGCAGACUUCGGCGCUCCCGAUGAGGCAAUUGUCAUUUGCGUUGAUACCAGCUCAAGCAUGGCCACCCCGAUGCCAGAUGGCUGGAUUCCAGACCGAAGCUCUUCCGGGUUAAACCCUAGUCGACUAACUGAAGUCAAGGAAUUCUUCAAAAAUCUCGCCCUUCGAAUCUCGGCCCUCAAUCUUUCCACUCAUUUGGGACUGGUAACCUUUUCCAACAAGCACCUAGUCACGAUUAAGCAGCCACUCACAGCCUUGCACCUCAAUUUUAAUCAUCAACUGGACAACAUCGAGGCAAGGGGGUCAACGGCGAUUUUUGAUGCUGUGAACAAAGCUCAUUUGAUGCUGGCUGCUGUAAAGCGCCAGUACCCAAAUACAAAAGCUCGCAUCAUAUUGCUCACCGACGGGGAAGAUAGAGAAUCCACCAUUCAGCCAUCAACGGUAUCUUCGUCUCUUUACGCCAACGAUAUUGUACUAGAUGCAGUGGUCAUCGGGUCUAAUCAAACAUCCAAUCUCUUCAAAAUCGCAAGAGCCACAGGUGGAUACGCAUUUUCCCCCUGCACACAACAAGCUCUUUUCCAAAUCUUUCUGUUGGAGACUGUUGUUGAUAUUCGUACCCGGCCAGACAUCACCAAAGUCUUAUGCUCGGACUGGUCUACCUUCCAGCCCAAAGUAGCAGACAUGGCCAAUCCGUACGACUUCCCACCUUGUAGACCCCAUCCGAAUCUCGAGGACUACUUUAUUGCGCUGAGUGAUGCGGAACGCUUCAUGAACCGUAUGUCCAGGCGGUCAGCCAGUAGCUCUUCUUCUGUCCACUCGAGGUCCACGAGACUUAGUGUGGCUUCCACAAUCACCAUCGGUGCGGGAGGUAUGUCUCGCAUUUUGUUGGGUGAAAUCAAAGCCAUGAUUGAUAAUCCACACGACUUCAUGGACGUCUAUGUUAGUCAGAAUAACAUGAGCUUCUGGAAAGUGGUCAUGCAAGGUCCACCAGAUUCUCCUUACGCAAAUGGAACCUUUCUGUUAUACAUUGAGAUGGGAUCUGAGUUCCCGAGACAGCCUCCUUCGGCCCGGUUCAUUACUCCAAUGUUGCAUCCCAAUAUAACGAAGCACGGCCGAGUAUGUCACCCGAUUUUCGAUCGGGAAUGGACUCCUGCAACACGUAUAUAUCAAGUCCUGCAGCAGUUAUAUGGCAUUCUCAUGUCUCUCGAGGCACGAGAUGCAGUUGAUCCCCUGUCCGCGCUCCGUUUCUGGUCAGAUGAGCUGGAAGGCAGACGAGAGGUAGAAAAUUAUGUACGCCGCUUUGCCAGCCGUUCGCGAGCGCUCCAUCGCGUUGACAUUAUCAGUGAUGAUGUGUCCUCUCUUUCAUCAUCUUCUUUCCCAUCCAGCUCAGCAAGCACCGCCAGCCGCUCAACUGUCCACUCGCCAUCACCCAUCCCCAUCGUCCCUAGCAUGAACCCUUUCAGCAACCCACCAAGCAAUCGUUCUCGCAAUUCUGUUUCUGGAGUCUCCACUAGCUCAAUUUCCACCACAUCUACACUUGCCAGUCAUCUCGCAAAUCAGCGCCGACCGGUCCAGACCACGCCACAGCCUCCACCAUUGCUGGCCAGCCAGGGGAAUACCCGGACGACACCAAGUUCUCGCGUUGGGGCAGAUGGCAGGAACCGAUUAGCGAGGCGGAGUGAUGUCGAUUUAGUAAGUGAUACAUCAGCCAGCGCUAGAGGAAGAGGCAGUGGGAGCCAAACGGGAAGCGAGGGUACCGGGAGAAGACUUAGUCGGCGAGCGAGCUUCUUUGCUUUACUUAAGAAUACUAAGACAUAAAUACUUUUAUAAGGCGCAAAGUUCUUAGCAAGUUUAUAAGAGAUUCUAAUUUGUAGGAG
Hyaloscypha bicolor E is the source of this 3859-nucleotide messenger RNA. RefSeq lists its product as uncharacterized. Gene Ontology annotation, biological process: protein polyubiquitination. The transcript is spliced from 4 exons. Gene Ontology annotation, cellular component: nucleus. Gene Ontology annotation, molecular function: ubiquitin conjugating enzyme activity. The coding region runs from base 207 to 3800 and encodes 1197 amino acids. NCBI's taxonomy places the organism in Eukaryota, Fungi, Ascomycota, Leotiomycetes, Helotiales, Hyaloscyphaceae. The record is from RefSeq and is a predicted model, not a curated record.